Tupaia belangeri chinensis (Chinese tree shrew) is the source of this 3952-nucleotide messenger RNA. RefSeq names its product DnaJ heat shock protein family (Hsp40) member C5 (gene DNAJC5). The transcript has 4 exons. The record is from RefSeq and is a predicted model, not a curated record. Gene Ontology annotation, biological process: regulation of synaptic vesicle cycle. The coding region runs from base 11 to 607 and encodes 198 amino acids. NCBI's taxonomy places the organism in Eukaryota, Metazoa, Chordata, Mammalia, Scandentia, Tupaiidae. Gene Ontology annotation, cellular component: presynapse; membrane; intracellular membrane-bounded organelle.
ACAGUCUAACAUGGCUGACCAGAGGCAGCGCUCACUGUCUACCUCGGGGGAGUCACUGUACCACGUCCUGGGGCUCGACAAGAAUGCCACCUCAGAUGACAUCAAGAAGUCCUAUCGGAAAUUGGCGUUGAAAUACCACCCUGACAAGAACCCUGAUAACCCAGAGGCUGCGGACAAGUUUAAGGAGAUCAACAACGCCCACGCCAUCCUGACAGACGCCACGAAAAGGAACAUCUACGACAAGUACGGCUCUCUGGGGCUCUACGUGGCCGAGCAGUUCGGGGAGGAGAACGUCAACACCUACUUCGUGCUGUCCAGCUGGUGGGCCAAGGCGCUGUUUGUCUUCUGCGGCCUCCUCACCUGCUGCUACUGCUGCUGCUGCCUGUGCUGCUGCUUCAACUGCUGCUGCGGGAAGUGCAAGCCCAAGGCGCCCGAGGGCGAGGAGACGGAGUUCUACGUGUCCCCCGAGGACCUGGAGGCACAGCUGCAGUCCGAUGAGCGGGAGGCCACGGACACGCCGGUCAUCAUCCAACCAGCGUCUGCCACGGAGACCACCCAGCUCACGGCCGACUCCCACCCCAGCUAUCACACCGACGGGUUCAACUAGCAACGCGGAGAAGCUGAGAGUGCAGACAAGUCGGCACUGGCCGCCUCCACCUUAGAAUCAUGAACUGUAGUCACGGAGGUGGGGGGGCCGCCCCGCUGCUGCACUGGCCCCCACCUCCUCUGCGCCCGCCCACCCGUCGACCCUCGGUACACGAAGUGCGUAGCAUGCAGUAUUUAAAGCAGUGUAGCUACGGUCUUCUGUUCUCUUCCUUUAAUAGCAUGUGUGGGUUAGGGCCCAUGUCUGUGUUGUGGACGUGCCGCGGCGUGGCCCCGUGAACCCGAUGGUGGAGCUGCCGCGGGGCGUCCAGUCAGACCAGUGCCGCCUGGCCAUGCCAGCUGCAGGACGGGCUGCCCUGUGCUUGUUGGGCAGAGCUGCCCCUGUGGGGGCCACGGCGUCUUACCCCCCAGGGAGGGAGCUGGCCACGUCCUCGGCCCACAGCACCGUCUCCACAGCAGCCACGCAGCACGGUCAGCACCAGCUCUCGUCCCUUGUCUCUGUGGCUUCCAGGCGGGGCUUUCCUAUGGAAGGUGCGGGAGCCUCCGAAGUCAGGCCACCCCUGUGCUGUCUCGCUCUCAGCCUCCCCUUCACAUGGUCCGUGAGGUCCUAUCCUUGGGGACAUGUCCCUGCCCCUUCCCAGGCCGCCGACUGGACUGACAAGGCCACAGUGUCCCCCCCUUCCCUGCGUCACCCUCCACUCUCCUUCAAGCCCACCUGUCCUUUUGUAACCCUCUGGGGCUUUAAAAUCCACAAGUGGCAGCAAGAGCCCACCCAGUCAGGGCCAUGGGCCGUGUGCUGGACAGCGUGUGGGGGCCCACGUGGGGCUCACGCAGCCUCAGCCGCCCCUGUGCUUGCUGGGACCUCUGCUCCCUGCCUUCAGCACCCGGUCACCCGAUCAGGCAGCUCCGGUCUGAGGCCCUCUGAGCCGCUGGGAAGCGCACUCUCCUGUUUGGGUCCCCGGCUUGCAGGUGGUGCUGGGGCGGGCGGGGGCUGAGCAAGUGUCGUGGCAUGCGUGUGGCCAAGGCCCCGAUCAGCUCGCUGGCAUGCGGGACCCACCUUGUCUGGUAGGCCUAGCUCUGCGAGGCCCCCUGAGCUGCUGUGGAGAAAGAGCAGGGAGGCUGCGGGCGCAGCGGCUCCGACUUGGGGGGCCCACAUGCUGCUGAAGCCCCAUUCCCACCCCUGCUGACUCAGCCCUGGGCACCCACUGGCCUCACCCUGGCCCCCAGAGCAGGCAGAGGCUGGUGAGGCCCCGUGUGGGCCUCGUCCUCGGCUAGCCUUGCCCGCCCCGUUGGCUUUACCUUUCGCUGAGGGAGGGUCCUCUGGGGCUUUACUCCAGCCAGGCCUUCGGAAGAGUCAGCAGGGGCUCGACCCGUCCUAGAGCGAGUGCGGGCCAGACAGCGGGCGCUCUCUGCCGAUGCCAGUGCCAGCACUCGGCCGAGAGCCACCUGCCGCAGUCAGUCUUGUCCCCUUCUUGAGUGGCUGAGGGAGUGAGUGGUUUUUCCUCAAAACGGUUCAGAGCUGGGCUCGGAGCCCGUGGCUGUGAGGCUGGCAAGGCCGGGGCCUCACUCGUGUCCGAGGGAGCCCUGGCCGUGUGGCUUCGGGACAGACGCAGAGGCAUGAGGCACCCUGGGCAGUGCGCGGGAGGGGAAGGGGCAGCGGUCUGGAAGGCCGUCGGUCUCCCGUGGCAUCCGUGGGAACCCCGCAGAUCAUGAUGGUGGUGACAGAGUCACGGUGGUGAGAGCGACUGCCCCGUGCCCUCCCGCCUGACCAGGCAGGACCCCUCGCCAGUGUCAUCUCAGUUCGAGAAAAAGCGCUUCCCAGUCAUUCCCUUUUCCUUGAGGUGAUUGUUCGUAGCAGUCAGUCCGUCUGAGGGGAUGGCCUGUGCCCCUCCUUGUCCAGAUGCUACCAGUGGGGUGACACCCGCACCCCAGGACCUCCUGCUCUGGUGGCCACCAUGGUCGGCCUUGGCCCCUGGUUUCAGGCUUUGGACAGGCCGUGGCGAGCGGGGGAAGUCCUGGCGUCGGUGGGGUCCGCGGGUCGGUGUGCGGCUCAGGGCACUGGCAGUGCCAGUCUAGGCCUGCGGGAGCAUCGGGUCACAGGCUGUCGUGGUAGCCACCUGCAGGGCCGUGUCCGCUUGGUGACGUGGCCUGCUCCUGUCUCCCUUCUGCUUUACUCCUGACUGCUGAGUCUGUGGGCCCGCCCCGUUCUCGUGUUCAGCUGCUGUGCCCAGCGCCCAGUGCCCAGCGCCCAGCGCCCAGCGGGGACCUGUUCGAAGAGACCAGUGUGUCGUGGUGGCCGAGGCAGCCGUCCAGGGCAGGACCUGGCCUGAGCGUGCUGGCAGCGGGGCAGGUCCUGCCACCCUCCCGACUCGGCUCACUGCUGUGGGGUGGCUGCGAGGGGCAUGAAGGGGACCGAGGCCACCCUCUUCCAGCAUUCCGAGCUGUGGCCCUAGUGGCACAGGGCUGGCCUGUUGUGUUAUUCGGUAAGGAAUUCGCUGCCUGUGGAGUUGGCAAAAGUGGCGUUUCUGCUGUCUGUAUAAACGGUCUGCGCCAUCGUAUGCUGUGAGCGGGGGGCUGCGGUGUGUCCGUACACACGUGUGUACGGACACAGUGCACAGCCGGCACGCCGGGCUGUUGUCCCGCGGCAAAGCAGCACACACAGGAGGAGCUGGCCGUGCAGAGGCUUCUGGCUUCUUGGCGAGUCUGGCGGGGACAGCCCCCACGUGGCUCUGGUGGGUCACAGGGAAGGAAGCAUGCUGUGUGCGUGGCUGUGCAUGCCUGUCGCCCUGCCAGGGGGGCUUCUCGGUGAGACUGGCAGAGCGCACGUCCCUCUCUGGGGGCCUCUGUCAUUCAUAUCUGGCCCACAGGUCUGUCCCUCUGUGAGCCCUGGGUGGCGGCUGGUGGCCAGUCUUCUAAGCAGCAGGUAUAGUCUGACCGUGUGUGUUCUGAAGGGCCCGCCCUGCGAAGGGGCUCUGUCCUGGCCACACCGAGGGGCUGGGGCCGCAGGUCCUGCCGUCCUUCAGGAAGAGCUGAGCCAAGGGGCCUGUGGGCCGCACCUUUGGUGGACUGCUCUGGGAGACGAGGUGUCUCGCGCCGUGCGGUGGGGGAGUUUGCACUGAAACGCGCAGACCUUGCUGGGAAGUCUAGCACGACCGAUGGGGAGAGCUGUCGAGGCUGGUUCUGUGCCGCUGGGUGAGAGCUGUCGAGGCUGGUGGCCGGCCCGGCCCCUCGUGCACCCCAGGGCCGGGUGGAGGCUCAGGGGCUUCGCAUGGUGACCUCGUCCUGUAUGUCUGAAUGUCGACCUAAAAUAAAGAUAGCUGUUGUAAAAUAAAUGUUUUCAUGCAGACCA